This is a messenger RNA of Vombatus ursinus (common wombat), 4343 nucleotides long. RefSeq names its product zinc finger protein 501-like. Lineage: Eukaryota; Metazoa; Chordata; Mammalia; Diprotodontia; Vombatidae. Gene Ontology annotation, molecular function: DNA-binding transcription repressor activity, RNA polymerase II-specific. Gene Ontology annotation, cellular component: nucleus. Gene Ontology annotation, biological process: negative regulation of transcription by RNA polymerase II. The coding region runs from base 544 to 2529 and encodes 661 amino acids. The record is from RefSeq and is a predicted model, not a curated record. The transcript is spliced from 6 exons.
CCGGGCCGCCUCGGUUCGGCUCCGAGCUCAACCGCUGCCACCUAGCUCGAGGCUUGCCUCCCCAGCCAGGAAUCCUUAAAGGCUUACCAUAUUUUGCUGUAUAAUCGUCGCCACUCCAUAAUCGUCGCACCCUGUUUUUUUCAGUCCAAAAAUUGGUAUAUAACCUUUCAUCGCCUAAUCAUCGCAUGGUAUAAUUCUGUUCUCCAUGCUGCUUAAAAGGUAACCAGAGUAGCAGUGCAUUCACCAGUGGCAUGUGGACAUGCCUUUAUCUCUGGAGCACUGUGAGCCGGGAGCCUAGAAGUCUCAGCCCAGGUGCGUUGUCAGUGUAUUUCUGAAAGCCGACUUGCACGGGGCGUUUAGAAUACUUCGGUACUAGCAGUGUUCUCACUCAACCCAAAGAAGAGCCGGCGGUUCGAGGGGAGCGGGUGCAGCUGCCGUGAAUAAGUCUCGUGCUUUGGGAAGACUUGCUUCUUCCUGUGCUAGCUAAACCGUACAGUUCGUCUACUAGCGGUACGUUGACGUCCGAAGCAUUUCUUUCUGACUAUGGGUAAAUAUAGAAAUUAUUCUGCGGGCUUCAAGCUGAAAGUGAUUGUGUUUGCUGAACAGCAUGGAAACAGAGCUGCAGAAAGACAGUUUUCAGUGAGCGAAAAGUUGGUGCGAGACUGGCGGAAACAAAAAGACAAGCUAGAAAACACAAACCUUUCUAGACGGGCUUUUCGAGGGCCUAAAACGGGCAAGUUUCCUCAGAUCGACGAAGAAGUGUUUGUGUAUGUCAACGAAAUGCGUAACAGUGGCUACAGAAUAUCGUAUGAGAUGUUGCAAAUGAAGGCCCGGGAGGUCGCGCGUAAACACAACAUUCUUACCACUCAGUUUAAGGAGAGCCGUGGCUGGGUCAUGAGGUUCCUGCGACGACGCAAUCUGUCUGUUCGAAGGAGAACCGCGCUGUGCCGAAAGUUGCCGCCUGAUUACACUGACCAGCUGUGCCUCCUGAGAACGCUGCUCUUCCCUGGGAAGAAAUUCCUCAAAGAAGAGAGAAUGGCCCCUGUGCUCCUGACUUCUCAGGCCUGCCAGGAGUCAGUGACAUUCAGGGAUGUGGCUGUGGACUUCACCCAGGAGGAGUGGGGGUACCUGGAACCUCCUCAGAAGGAGAUGUACCGGGAGGUCAUGCUGGAGAACUACUGGAACCUGGUCUGGCUGGGACUUGCAGUUUCCAAACCAGAGGUGAUCGACCGGCUGGAGCGAGGAGAAGCACUGUGGAUGCCAGAGAGAGACGUCCCAGGGAACAGCCACCGUGUGGGUUGGGAAAGUAUGUUUGAAACCAAGGUAUCGAUUCUAAAACCAGAACAGUCAUCCCAGGAAAGACUCACAAGAGAUGGUCUUUGUGCUUCCAACUUGGAGGAAGCUUGGAAAUAUGACUCCUUGAUAGAAAAACAGCAGAGAAAUCAUAAGGAACUUCCUCAGCAAGUAAAAUUCACUCAAAAGAAACCUUCCCGUGGUAUCAGUGGUCCUAAAUAUAAUAAACGCGAUAGCAGUAUCAGUCUACAACCAGUCAUUUUGCCACAAGAGAAAAUAUCUGUUGAAACAGAUUUCUGUAAAUGUGAUACACACAGAGAGAACUUUAGACUGUAUACACAUUUGUUAAAAUGCAAUAAAAUGUACCCGAAGAAGAUAUUUUCUAUGUGUACCGAAUGUGGGAAAUCCUUCAGGUAUAAUUUAACCCCUGUUGAAAAUCAGAGAAUAUGUACUAAAGCAAAAGAGUAUAAAUGUAACGAAUGUGAGAAGGCCUUCUGCUGGAGAUCACAACUUAUUAAACAUCAAGCAAUUCAUACUGGAGAGAAGCCUUAUGUAUGUCAGGAAUGUGGGAAGGCCUUCCGGCAGAGCUCACAUCUUACUCAACAUAAGACAAUUCAUACUGGAGAGAAACCUUAUGAAUGUGAUGGGUGUGGGAAGACCUUUCGCCAGAGGAAGGGGCUUACUGAACAUCAGAAGAUUCAUACCGGAGAGAAACCAUAUGAAUGUAAUGAAUGUGGGAAGGCCUUUCGCCAGAGGAAGGGGCUUACUGAACACCAGAAGAUUCACACUGGAGAGAAACCCUAUGUAUGUAACGAAUGUGGGAAAGCUUUUAGUCAGAGGACAGAUUUUAUUCGACACCAGAGAAUUCACACUGGAGAGAAGCCUUACAAAUGCAAUCAGUGUGGAAAGGCUUUCUCCCAGAGGAAAGGACUUACUGAACAUAAUAAAAUUCACACUGGAGAGAAACCUUAUGACUGUAAUGAAUGUGGGAAAGCCUUUAGUCAGAAAACAGAUCUCGUUCGACACCAGAGAAUUCACACUGGAGAGAAGCCUUACAAAUGCAACGAAUGUGGUAAAGCCUUCUCCCAGAGGACGGGACUUACUGAUCAUCAGAACAUUCAUACUGGAGAGAAAGUUUAUAAGUGUAAUGAAUGUGGGAAGUGUUUCCGCCAGAACAGAGGACUUUCUGAACAUCGAAAAAUUCAUAGUGGAAGGAAAGUUUAUGAACAUAAUUAAUGUCAGAAGUCAAAGUUUACUCAACAUUAGGAAAUUCGCACUGGAGAGAACCCUUACGAAUGCAGAGGAUUUAUUUGAUACCAGAUAAUUCAUACCAGAGAAAAGCCAUAGAGAUGUCAUGGUGUGGGAUGGCCUUAUAUUGGAACAUACGGUUGGUCAACAUCAGAGACAUCUGGUCAACUUCUUUCCUUCCAGUCAAGCUGGGUUCUUUAUUCUCCCCCUACAUAACAUUCUAUCUCCCAUUUCCAUAAAUUUACACCGCUUGUAAUGCUUUUCCUCCUCACUUCUCUUGUAAUCCCUGCCUGCUUUCAAGGCUUGGUUCAAGUGCCAUCUUACACCAGAACCACUUCCCAAUUUCCCCAUUUAUUGGCCCCUACCCACCCCCAGAAAUUUGGUGUGUAUUUUGUCCAUAUUUUAGACUUAUUUUGCACAUACAUACUGUUUUCCUCCAGAAGCAGGAAGUGCCUACAAGGCAGGAAUCAUCUUGUUUUUGUCUGUAUCCUCAGGGCCUCGCAAGUGCUUGGAAGAUAUAAAGUGCUUAAUAAAUGCUUGAAUUGGAUUGAAUAUUUGAGAGAAGGCUUCCCUCCAGGGAAAACAGGAUCACAGAAUAUCUGAGUUCUUUGGGACCUCAUCAACCAUACACCAAUGGAAUCUAUUCUAACAUAGCCAACAAGUAGUCAUCCAAUUUCCACUUGACUGCCAAGGAGUGGGGACCCAUCCCCUCUCAUGACAGUUCAUCCCACUUAUGGACAGCUUUAAUUUUUAGCAAACUUUUUUUUUUCUGACAUCAGCCUAAAUUAGCUUCUUUGCCUCUUCCAUCUAUGACUCCUGGUCCUUUCUCUGAGGUCAAACAGAAAUCUGAUCUUCCCUUCACAUGAUAGCCCUUCAGAUACUUGAAGACCCCAGUCAUACCUCCCCCUUCUCCAGGCCAAACACCCACUUCCUUCAGCUGAUCUUCCUAGGACAUGAACUCUAGCCCUUUACCAUCCACGUUUCCCUCCUCUGGGCACUCUCCAGUUUAUCAGCAUCCUUCAUAAAACGUGGCGCUCUGAAAGCAGUACUCCAGAUGUGGUCCAAUGACGGCAGAGUGCAGUGGAGCUGUCACUUCUCCCAUUCCAGGAAGCUAGGCCUCUCUUAAAGCAGCCCGAAAUUGCAGUAGUUUUGGGGGCUGCCAUGUCACACUGCUGAUUCAUAGGAGUUUAUAAUUCGCUGAAACUCCCGAUAUUUUUUUCAUAACUGCCGUCUUGCUGUGUCUUCCCAUCUUAUACUUGUGAAGUGACUCUUUUUGUAUCCAAGUGCAAGAUUUUCCAUUGAUCCCUAUUGAAUUUCAUCUUAUUAGAUUUAGUCCAAUGUUCUAGCCUGCCAAGAUCCUUUUGAAUCCUGACUGUGUCAUCCACUGUAUUGUAUUAAUUGUCCCUCCCAAGUAACAGACCAUCUCUGCCUUUAUGCGAGUCAUUGAUAAGAAUGUUGACCAGCACAGAGCCAAACAGGGAUCCUUGAGGUACUCCAUUAGAGACCUCCCACCAUGUUCACAUUAAACCACUAACAGCCGCUCAAGUCCAGUCAUUCAACCAAUUCUUAACCCAUCUGAUGGUGUUAUUGUGUAAUAAAUAUCCCUCUAUAUUCUUCAUAAGAAUUUUACGGAAUAUUUUAUCAAAAACCUUGCCAAAAUCUAGGUAAACUGUAUCCACAACAUUCUCAUCUAUUAGUUUAUUCUGCCCCCUCCACCUAUCAGAAAUGAGGAUAGUUUGCCAUGAUGUAUUAUUUUUUUUUUUUUUUUUUUUGGCUAGGCGAUGUGGUUAAGUGACUUGCCC